Perkinsus marinus ATCC 50983 is the source of this 1579-nucleotide messenger RNA. RefSeq names its product vacuolar amino acid transporter, putative. Gene Ontology annotation, molecular function: amino acid transmembrane transporter activity. NCBI's taxonomy places the organism in Eukaryota, Perkinsozoa, Perkinsida, Perkinsidae. The record is from RefSeq and is a predicted model, not a curated record. The coding region runs from base 1 to 1401 and encodes 466 amino acids. The transcript has 2 exons. Gene Ontology annotation, biological process: amino acid transmembrane transport.
AUGUCGUCAUCAGCUCCACAGAGUAAACCAGUGUACCGACGUCUUGACUCGGAUAAUACUGUGACGACGAGGGCCUCGCCAGAUUUGGGUCGUCCACAAGUUCCCACGAAGAAAGGGAGCUUGUUCAGACUUACUCCCGGAGGCGUUACUCAGUCGAUGUUCACUUUAAUAUCAACAUCGAUGGGUGGUGGUGUUCUCUGCCUUCCUUAUGUGAUGAAGCAGGCUGGUAUCAUCAACGGACUGAUCCUGUUGGUAGUCUCUGCGGCCUUGGCUAUCCUUACUAUGUAUCUUCUGAUGGAGUCAGCUCAGAGGACUGGCAGAGGCUCCUACGGCUCUCUACUAGGCAGCUGUUGUGGUCGCUGGUCAGCUGCUAUAAUGGAUGCUAUUAUGUUCUUCUACGGCAUGGGCACAAUGACAGCAUACCUCAUUUUAGAAGGAGACUUUUUACCAGCUCUCUUCGCUUGGAUCGGCGUCAGCGUCCCCCGUACAUUCUGCAUAUUUCUGGUUGCCAUCGUGGCCAUCCCUCUCGUGCUGCCGGAGAAACUGUCCGUUCUUCGUCAUGUUACCCCUAUAUCGACUCUGGCCCUUAUCUUUACUGCUAUCUGCACCCUCAUUCAAGCUCCAGGGCGAGCAGAGAGUCUUCCUGAGGAUCUCACGGUUAACCUGGCUGUUUUCGGAUGGCCUCUUCUCAAGUGCUUGACUAUUACGCUUUUCGCAUAUAUUUGCCACACUAAUGUGGUUCCCGUGGCCAACGAGCUGAUCGACCCCACACCCAAGAGGUGCUUCAAAGUUAGUUUCAGAGUGGCAGUGCUGCAGCUGGGCUUCUAUAUUCUAAUCGGUGUAUCUGGUUACCUCAGUUUCUUGAGCACUACUCAUCAAAAUUACAUCACGAACUACUCUCACGACGAUGUUCUCAUUAACCUCUGUCGUUUGGCCCUCGCCCUCAGUCUGAUGUGCUCUAUUCCGAUCAACACCAAUCCGACGGCGAGAGCCGCUGUGCAUUUCAUCUCCUCGAUGAAGGAGGUAUCGGCAGCACAAAAUGAGCCUCUUCUUGAUCAGCGCGAAAGGUUACCGUCGUCCCUCCGUUGUGAGAGUCGAAGCGAGAAGAUUCUUCGUAUUUCGAUUUCCCUGAUUCUUCUCGUGGUGACCUUGACCAUUGCCAUAUUGGUGCCUGGCAUCGCUGAUGUUGUAUCCCUCUUGGGCGGUUCCUUGGGAACUCUACUGCUCGUCACUUGCCCUUGCAUUAUCUUCGUAAAGGUGAUGAAGAAGGAAUCGUCACGACUUACAGGAAGGGUCAUUGUUUGGACUCUUUCCAUUUUCACUGUUAUUGCGAUGUUUGCUGUAUGUUUAAUGAUUACCAACGCCGUAGGUUUGACACAUAUUCCUCUCGCGGCACAAUAAAUAUGUCUUCUAUAAAUGUUGUUUUCUGUUUUCUUGGUAAUGUCCUCACCCAUCGCAUUCGUUCUUAUUCAGUCUCUCUACUACUGAAACGUCUCUGUGGGCUCGUGCCUAUGCCUUCCUGUAUAUAUAGUUGUUGUUCAUCGCUCCACUUCGUUGAAUCUUUUCCAGUCGGUCGAGU